AUGGUGGAACACGCAGAUGCUAGUAAAUUUGGAUCGUCCAUGAUGUCACCAUGUUUGCCCUUGCUUGUCUUCCACCAUCAUCCUGACGGCCAAGAGGACGACAAUGAAGACGAGAUGCUAAUGUUCAGCAUAUCCAAGCAAAGCCUGCACAGCAACAUGGAGCGUGGCCCUGUAAGCGUAGGCAACAGCAACAUGUGCUGGACCACUCCACAAGGCUGGAUGCUCCUCGCCGAAGAUCACGACACGGUGUCUUCGGCUUGUCUAUGGAACCCUUACACCGGCGACAAGCUUCCCUUGCGGAUAUCGUAG
Messenger RNA from Miscanthus lutarioriparius, 309 nucleotides. The record is from the annotation of a GenBank genome assembly. Lineage: Eukaryota; Viridiplantae; Streptophyta; Magnoliopsida; Poales; Poaceae.